UGCAACUUUUUUUUCUUCUGAGCACAAUGGCCUGAGUUCCGUGCCACCUACCCACGGUGCCACCAUCAUCUUCCCCUGUGUCAUCUGCAGCUGAGAGUGACUGAUCUACAGCUGGUAACUGGGGCCAGUGAGUCUGACACGGAGCUUCACAUGUCACGAGGCUCGUCCCUGGCAUGAGCUGAUCCUGUGCCGCUUCCAUUUCUGCGAUGGAACUUCUCGUUUCCAAGUCUCAGAUACAAUGUAACGGCUUCUUUGUUUCCGCGACUUUUGUGUGGAUUUGUCGCCUCCUGAUUUUUACAACAACCGGAGCGAUUAGCGUCCAGCCUAUCAGGGAGCAGCUGCUGAAUGUGAAACCCAAAUAUUGUCAUCUGGACCCAAGGACCAGUCUGAAUGUUGGAUAUGAGACCAGUCUGAAUGUUGGAAAUGGGACCAGUCUGAAUGUUGGAAAUGGGACCAGUCUGUAUGUUGGAUAUGGGACCAGUCUGUAUGUUGAAUAUGGGACCAGUCUGAAUGUUGGAUAUGGGACCAGUCUGAAUGUUGGAUAUGGGACCAGUCUGAAUGUUGGAUAUGGGACCAGUCUGAAUGUUGGAAAUGGGACCAGUCUGAAUGUUGGAUAUGGGACCAGUCUGAAUGUUGGAAAUGGGACCAGUCUGAAUGUUGGAUAUGGGACCAGUCUGAAUGUUGGAAAUGGGACCAGUCUGUAUGUUGGAUAUGGGACCAGUCUGUAUGUUGAAUAUGGGACCAGUCUGAAUGUUGGAUAUGGGACCAGUCUGAAUGUUGGAAAUGGGACCAGUCUGAAUGUUGGAUAUGGGACCAGUCUGAAUGUUGGAAAUGGGACCAGUCUGAAUGUUGGAAAUGGGACCAGUCUGAAUGUUGGAAAUGGGACCAGUCUGAAUGUUGGAAAUGGGACCAGUCUGAAUGUUGGAAAUGGGACCAGUCUGAAUGUUGGAUAUGGGACCAGUCUGAAUGUUGGAUAUGGGACCAUGGCAUUUCCAUCCAGAGGAGCAGGGGACAUUGGUGCCACUGGGGACUUUCAGGAUUCUGAGCUUUUUCAGGGCACCAAUUACUCACAGUUGAAUAUUCAGGAAGCAGCUAGAAUGUUUACAUCAGGUGCAUGCUACUUCCAAAAAUCAAAUGCAGAAGCUACGGGACCUGAUGGGAUUUCUUUUGUGAGCUCAGGAGCAUCAGGCAGUGCUUGGAGCCAUUCUGUAUUCUCAUAUCUGCAGUCAUGGGCAAGAAGGACUCUCUACAGAAGAGCAUUGCUAUCGGACCAACCGCAGAGACAAGAUAUCUCAUUAUUUGAUCGAAGCGGCGCAAUAUUCCAGAAAUGUGCAACGGUAAAUAAUGAUGCAGAUGGCCAGCAAUCAGCCAGUAUAAGUCUACUGAUUGACAACACAGUUGUGUCAUCCUUUGCAGACAACAUGACUGGGCUUAUCCUUUCUGAUAACAUUACUGGUCUCCUUGUGAAAGAUGGCAGCUAUCCCGGCACUGGAGUUGUAAACGGAAUUCAGACUUUCAGGAUCCAGUCGCUAAAAGCCGGAGAAUAUUUGCUCAUUAAGUACACCGCAUCACUGAGCAGCGGCCUCUCCGCCGACGGAUUUCAGCUAUCACUGCCCGCCCAGCUAACAUUCCAGAACUCUUCUGCGGUCGCUGGAACAUCUUUAAGAUUAAUGGCGGCCUUUACAAUCACAGCCAAGGGAAAUAUAAAGGUUAUUCCGAAUCACGGGAUCCACGCAGCGGGAUUUUUCAUUGGCUUGUUUGUGUCUUUCUUGCUGACCUGUGCUGUGGUGUUUGUACUUCAUUACACAAAACGGUUGAAUUGCAGAUGUUUGGGAAACCUGCAUGAAACUAAUUGCGAGGCAAAAUUGGGAAAAUCACAGAGCAGUUCACCUGACAACAUAAAUGAAGAUUUCAGUGUGCCUGACAAGAUGAUUGACAUAUUGGCCUUUGAAGAACCAGAGAACAUGCUUCAAGCGUUGGACGACUCAGAGAUUGUGAAUCUGACACAAGCCGACUCUUAUUUAGAAGCUUGUCGAAUACACGUUUGCAAGGACGUUAUUGGUAUAUCGCUCGGGAACAUGACAGCUACUGUAAAGCUGGUGCCUUAUGAGGCAAAAAGGUUGACUGCCGCUAUGAGUGAACAAUGGACCAACUUGGAGAAGCAAAUCCAAGAGGAACAUCAGAGGAAAAUUGUCGCUUUGACAGCGGAAUGUCAUUUGGACACCAGGAAACAGGUGGACAUGCAGGAGCGCAAACAGAAGGCAGUUUAUGAAGAAGCAGAAGAAAAAUGUAGGCAUGCUGGGGAAAAGUCUCUUACAGAAUAUAGGCUUCUCCUAGACAAGCUCCAUGACCUGGAAAGGGCUGAAAUGAUGAAGUUGCUCAUGUAUAAGCAAGAGGAGGAUUUUGCCAAGGCCCGCAGAGAAUUGAGUGUCUGCCAUAGAACUGAGCUUCUCGGUAUCUUUUUUGAACAACUUCAUAAAUCCGUGGCCAAGGGAAAGAUAAUCCCAGAUGCUGAAACAGCUGUGAUAGAAAAUUACUUCAAAAUCCAGGAAGAAGCUGAAGAUCUUCUGGAUUUCAUGCAAGCUGAUAAGAAGUGCCGCAUGAACAGGACGCUUGCUGCGCGGAAAAACAUCAUUUAUAUUACGCAGCUGUGUGACAGCCGAUCGCGAUGCCUAUUAAAUACGGCGGCGGCGCAAAUAGCCAGCCUCAUUAACAAAACAGAGAGAGCGGGGCACAUGAACGAGACCCAAGCAGAGCUGCUGAUGGGCCGAGCGCAAGCAGAAGUUUCACGGGUGAAGCAGAAGAUGAAUAAUACGUUAAAACUCGAAAAGCGGAAACUGCACCAGAAACUCAGCUCCAAGAGAAAAAAGCUACUUGUACAGAAGCUGAAAGAACAAAAGAAAGAAAUGGGGGUGAUACAAGAAGCGUUUGCCUGCGCUACAGACAUGCAGCAUUAUUUGGGUUGCUGGAAAAAGCUGAGCAGCGAUCACUGUCAGCAGAUGGAAGAACUGUACGAAAAGCAGGACAGCGAUGCGCUGGAGGAAUUCAAAUGCUUGAGAUGGAGCCUGGCAGAGAAAGCAGUUGAAGAUUUGGGACACAUUCAGAACACUGUGAUUAUGCAGGACAUGUUAAAGCUCCACGUGCCCAGGCAGCAUCUCCUGCAAGUGUUGGAGGAGCACAAACGAGAUAUGGCCCUUCUGGCACAGCAGCUGGAAAAAGAAGAAAGCGACAAGGCUGGAGAUGCCAGAGCCUCUCUGGAAGGGGCAAGGCGCAAGCUGGAUGAGGAGUUCAAGCUCAGUUUAAAGGAACAAAAAAAUCUGCGGCUUUGGGAACAGCAGUUGUACAGGAAGAUCCUCCAGUUAUCUCUUUCUAUGUCGGAAGAAGAUGUACAGAAAGUCAGGCAAGAGUUUCAGUGUGGCUUCUCUGAGAUGGAUCUUACUUUGGCUUUGCCUAAGAUACAAGGACGAGCGUUACUCCAGGCCUAUCUGACUGAAUGGAGGAUCGCAGAGUUGCUAAAAAUAGACAAAGAUAUCCCGGAGUUUGAUAAGAAGUCAAAUUCAAAGACGAAGAAUCAUUCCCUGGACAAAACGGUGGAGCUCCGUAAGAAAUCCGCCGAGGAUAAGAUUCUGAUUUAUGAAACACAAAUUACAGAUGACAAGAUUAAACAGGUACGUGGGGAGCUGCUGCUUCAGAGAGUGCACCAACUGAAAGCCAGAGAAUAUAAACUUGGAGAAUCUUUGGCUGCUUUACAGUUCCAGUUCGUUAAUCAGAGAUCAAAGGCUCUGGAGGUUCACGCUGCGCUCCUGCGCCUGCAGUCCUUACUGCUCGAAGAGAUGGACCGCAUUCACCCCGCCGCUACUGCACAGUAUAAAAAGGUUUUGGAAGGGCAAAUCCAAGAAAUUAGAGACAUUGAAGUGGGCCUAUUAGACUGGGAAACGCAGGAAGCAGUAAAUGAUAGCGAUGAUAAAAUUCUCAGCCUUUCUCAUAUGGAAGCUGCCCCUGAAGAAGACCUCAGUUUGCCACUGUCAUCAACCCUCCGAUUGGCACUUAACAGGCGGAACCUGAUAACAAAUACAUGCAGAGACAGAUUGCAGAUGGAGGAGCUGCAGUAUGCAUUAACAGAGUGGCGGCAGGAGAAAGCACAGAUGGUUGCAUUUCACAAACUCUAUAAUCAGGACAUCAGAUUGUCAGCCUGUUUGACUAAAGGAAGUAUGCUUCCGGAGGUGCUGCUGCGCCGAGUGCUGAGCCUAUUGCUGCCGUCCAGCUCUGAGACUGAGAUCCUUUCCCUUCUACAUUCACUUGGUCAUCCAUAUUCGGAAAAUGUUACUGAAACUGACAACAAUGAGGAUGAAUCUGACAGCUGGGGGAAGAAGAAACAUCAAGAGUUAUGGACAGUCAUAGAGAAGAGGUUACAAGGAGGAUUGGUAAACAAAGAGCAUGAAAAACGGGCUUUUACUGGAAGAAAGAAAAGGAGCAUUCUGAAGAAGAAGCGAUUGCGGCCAGUGAAACGGGUCUCUUUCUCCCACACAGAGAAUUUCUCUCGCCUCCUACAGGCACAGGAGCACUCAGAUCAGCUGGAGAGAACAAGAGAAAUAGAUUUACCAGACGUAGAAGAGAAACUGUUUGUCUUUAGAGCCCCCGCCUCCCCAACCAAAGCCAAGAAAAAGAGCAGUUUCUUAAAUAACCUGAAGAAAAGUGUCCGACCUCCCGUAUAGUGAGCACUUAUUAUGGAUCAGAGACUGUCACGAUGCAGGGAGCAUGGACCUGAUUUUAUAUGGCACUUUCUGUAUAUACUGUAUAUCACAUCCACGUAUUCUAUCUGUAAAUAAUCAAAAUGUAAUCAAUUUCCUAUAUACAUAACUUUAUGCUUAAAUAUUUGUUUGUCCAUACGGUACAUUACCCUGCAGUAACAAUACAAUAGUCAGUCAACGGAAUUGGUAAAUAGGGAAUUCUGCUGCAGUUAAAGGGCAACUAAAUCUCUGAAUCAUUUUAUAAGGAACUGUAACAAAAGAUUGCACAUUUUGUAGUUUGCCCCAGUGUGCAGUGUUUGCAAUAAAACAAUUUUUAAACAUUUAAA
This is a messenger RNA of Xenopus laevis (African clawed frog), 5077 nucleotides long. RefSeq names its product Ellis van Creveld syndrome 2 L homeolog (gene evc2.L). The transcript is spliced from 22 exons. Bases 207 to 4715 code for a protein of 1502 amino acids. NCBI's taxonomy places the organism in Eukaryota, Metazoa, Chordata, Amphibia, Anura, Pipidae. The record is from RefSeq and is a predicted model, not a curated record.